AUGGCCAAAUGGGCCAUCGAACUCGGGGAACAUGACAUAGAAUUCUGUCCUCGAAGCUCUAUGAAAGGUCAAGUGCUUGCGGACUUCAUAGCAGAAACCCGGCAUAAUAAGGAAACCGUGGUCACGAGUCACUCGAGCACACUCGCCAUCACCAAAGAGCGAGAUAGCAACAAAUGGCAGCUAUAUACUGACGGGGCGUCAAGCAAGAGCGGCUCCGGAGCAGGCCUAAUGCUGAUAGGACCAAAUCAGAAGGAAUAUACCUACGCGUUGCGAUUCAAGUUCGACACAACGAACAAUGAAGCAGAAUACGAAGCACUAUUAGCAGACUCGCAGCUAGUGGCCAAGCAAGUCCAAAGGGAAUUCGAAGCGAAACAACCAACAAUUAAAAAAUAUUUGGAAAAAGUUCAUGAAUUGAUAAAUUGCUUCGGAUCGUUCGAAAUAGAACACAUAAGGAGGAAUCAGAACCAAAAAGCGGAUGCACUCAGCAAAUUGGCAUCCCUAAAAUUUUCUCAUUUAGCCAAAGACGUCCUAAUAGAAGUUGUCGAAGAUAGAUCAAUAGAAGGGCAGGAGGUACUAGCAAUAGUCACCGAAGACCCGAAUAACUGGAUGACACCUGUAAAGGAAUAUUUAGUAAGUGGGCUCCUCCCAGAAGAUAAGAACGAAGCUCAGAAAAUAAGAAUUAAAGCGCCUCAGUUCAAAUUAAUGGACGGAGUUCUGUACAAGAAAGCCUUCCUGACCCCAUGGUUGAGGUGCGUCGGACCAAACGAAGAAAAUAUGAUAAUAACAGAAACACACGGGGGGACAUGCGGACACCAUGCCAGCCCAAGGUCGAUAGUAGCAAAGAUACUACGACUCGGCUACUGUUGGCCAACUAUGCAUCAGGAUGCAUCAGCAACGAUACGAGUAUGUGUAAACUGCCAACUACACGCAAAUGUCAGUAGAAUGCCCAAACAGGAUAUGACCUCCGUUAUUUCAGCUUGGCCCUUCGCACAAUGGGGAAUAGACAUAGUUGGACCAUUACCAGCAGCACCAUCAGGACACAGGUUUUUGAUUGUCGUGAUCGAUUACUUCACCAAAUGGGUAGAAGCGAAACCGCUGACAGAGAUCACCGGAAAGAACGUCGAAAAGUUUGUCUUCGAGCAUAUAAUUUGCCGAUUUGGGGUGCCGCACAUUAUCAUCUCCGAUAAUGGAAAACAAUUCUCGAAGGGCACAUUCCCAGAUUUCUGCGAUUGGUUAAAAAUACAAAAAAUAGUUACCUCCGUAUAUCAUCCCCAGCGUAACGGAAUGGUCGAAGUAACAAAUCGCGAUCUAGUCAAAGGUAUUGAGAAGAGGCUGGGACCUACUCGAAAAGGAUGGGUCGACGAAAUACCCUUAGUAUUAUGGGGACUAAGGACCACGCCAAAAAGGGGAACAAAAUAA
Erigeron canadensis is the source of this 1419-nucleotide messenger RNA. RefSeq lists its product as uncharacterized. The record is from RefSeq and is a predicted model, not a curated record. Gene Ontology annotation, biological process: DNA integration. Bases 1 to 1419 code for a protein of 472 amino acids. Gene Ontology annotation, molecular function: RNA-DNA hybrid ribonuclease activity; nucleic acid binding. NCBI's taxonomy places the organism in Eukaryota, Viridiplantae, Streptophyta, Magnoliopsida, Asterales, Asteraceae. The transcript has 2 exons.